This is a messenger RNA of Durusdinium trenchii, 1482 nucleotides long. Lineage: Eukaryota; Dinophyceae; Suessiales; Symbiodiniaceae. The record is from the annotation of a GenBank genome assembly.
AUGGCGGAGCACGUGUCGCAGCACUUCACCAGUUAUUGGAGCUUUGACCAGUUUUCGCAGCAGCUGGCCAUCCAUGGCUUCGAGCUCCGGAUCUUGGUUUCCAUGCUGAAGACCCCUGCGCGGGUCCGCGCGCUCGAGCUGCAACACACCGAUCUGGCGGACACGGGCACGGUGAUCCUCGCCGAGGCGAUCAAGGUGAACCACACGGUGAGCCAUGUGGCCUUGCGAUCGAACCUGAUCGCGAAGCGCGGCGCCACUGCUUUGGCCGAAGCGUUGCGAAGCAACGAGACCUUGGAGAGCUUGGACAUGAACUCCAAUGAGAUUGGCGAGCGAGGUGCAGAGGAGCUUGCAGAAGCCUUGCGGGUAAAUAAGACCUUGGACACAUUGGACUUGGGGAACAACCAGCUGGGCCCAAAGGGUCUGGUCCCCCUGGCCGAGCUGCUGCGGCGGAACCGCAACCGCUCGCUGCGGCACCUGGCCUUGGGGAACAACAACAUCGGCCCAGAUGCAAUUGUUUUCCUUGCAGGUGUGCUGAAGAAGAACCACACCCUGGUGGACUUGUCCUUGAAUGUCAACGAUGUUGGUGACAAAGGUGCAGAGGCCUUGGGUGAGGCCUUGAGCAGCAACAGCUGCUUGCAGCGUUUAGAUCUCAGCAACAACGGCAUCAAGGCUGCAGGAGCGGUGGCGUUCUUCAAUGGCCUCAAGAAGAACACUUGUUUGGCGCAGCUCAUCAUGGAGCUCAAUCCCAUCGGCGUCGCAGGAGCCACGGUGUUGAUGGAGGUCCUCCGGGUUCAUCCAGCGCUGCAGUUCCUGGAUAUGCGCUUGACGGACCUGGGCAAUGAAGGCUGUAUCCAAGUCGCUGAGGGCUUAAAGGUCAGCCAGGCACUCCAGCACUUGGACUUGAGCUACAAUCAGAUUUACGACCGAGGUGGAGUGGCGUUGGCCGACGCCCUGCGGCAGAACCGGAGCUUACAGGAUUUGCUCCUGCGUACGAACCAACUGGGGGACGCAGGCGUGAUUGCCUUGGCCGACGCCAUCCACAAGCACCGGACGCUACAGUCGGGAGUGGCAGCACUGGCGCGCUCCUUGCAGAAAAGCAAAGCGCUUCUUCAGUUGUCCUUGGACUUGAACUGCAUCAAGAAUCAAGGUGCGGCGGACCUGGCGCAAGCGCUCACCGUGAAUCGGAGUCUGCUGAUCUUGCGCAUUUGCUCCAAUGAAAUUGGGGAGCAAGGUGCAGUGGCCCUUGCAGAUGCCUUAAGACAGAACUGCACCUUGCAGCAGCUCAUAGCCAGCUCCAACCUCUUCGGGCAGCACGGUGCCACGGCGCUGGGCAGCGCCCUGCGCCACGGCGCCCAGCAGCUGCAGACCUUGGACCUCCGCUCCAACGGCCUGGGCGAUCCAGGGGCCCCCUGGAGGAUGAGCGAGGGGAGCGGUGGUGGGUCGGUCGAGCUGAGGAGGAACCGAGGAUCGACGUUAGGAUGA